Messenger RNA from Capronia coronata CBS 617.96, 1170 nucleotides. RefSeq lists its product as uncharacterized. The coding region runs from base 1 to 1170 and encodes 389 amino acids. Gene Ontology annotation, cellular component: mitochondrial intermembrane space. Lineage: Eukaryota; Fungi; Ascomycota; Eurotiomycetes; Chaetothyriales; Herpotrichiellaceae. The transcript is spliced from 2 exons. Gene Ontology annotation, biological process: protein import into mitochondrial intermembrane space. Gene Ontology annotation, molecular function: protein-disulfide reductase activity. The record is from RefSeq and is a predicted model, not a curated record.
AUGUUCAGACCAGCCGCUCGAUCACUAGUGCGGACGGCCAUUCGACCUGGUCUCGUUGCGCCGCGGACAGCCGUGGGAAGACGAUUUGUGAGCACAUCGCCGGUGGACGCACGGAGGAGUUGGAAGAGCACCCUUUUUAGAUGGGGCAUUGCCAUUGCUGGCAUUUACUAUUACAACACCAGUCCCGUUUUCGCCGAGCAACCACAGAAUAAUCUCUUGAACCCGAACCUCGAUGCCGCUGACGAUAUCAUCGAGGAGUCCCCGUUAGAAGCAUUGACUUCGCGCCGUCAGCGACAACCCGAAUCAAACUCCGCUGUCCUUCAUGCGGCUGCCGAUGCCGUAUCCUCAGAGAAUGCCUCGACCUCUGUUGCUGCCCAAGAACAGGAGCCGCUAUCCACAGGCUCCGCUGGAGAACUAGAAGAGGAGGCAGCGAACGAAGGAGCAUUCAACCCGGAGACCGGUGAGAUCAAUUGGGAUUGCCCAUGUCUUGGAGGGAUGGCCCAUGGUCCUUGUGGGCCGGAAUUCCGCGAGGCUUUCUCGUGCUUUGUCUUUUCGACGGAGGAACCCAAAGGCAUGGACUGCAUCGACAAGUUCCAGAACAUGCAACAGUGUUUCCAGAGAUAUCCCGAGGUCUACAAGGGUGAACUGGAAGACGAUGAAGAGCUCGACGCUGGAUUAGAGGCCGAGAAGCAAGAGCUGGUUAAUGAGAUCAAGGAGAGGAAAGCCCAACAGCAGCAGCGGCAGCAGGGACAAGAUACUGCUUCUCAACGUCGGUUACUAGAAGAGCCUGCCUCGGCCUCGUCGAAGCCUGCACAAUCAGACACGAAGGCAUCGGCAUCUCCAAGGGAGAAGACUACGUCGUCGGAGAACAAGCCUGCGAGCACAUCUCAAGAGAUACCAAAGACGACAAGCCAGGACCAGCCCCGACCUGCGUAUCUGGAAAGCUCCAAGAUGCCACAAGAAGAAGCCAAGGUCAAGGUGCAUGACGAUCCGACCAUGUCAGAAGAGCGUGAGCUCAUCCAUGAAGGACAGGCGUCUAUCACCGUCCGGGAACCGAACCCUCCCCCCGUCCGCGACGAGUUUCUGAUUGAUGAAGCAAGUAUCAUUCCUAAAGCGGCGCACGACGCAACGAGCGGUUCCGCGAAGAAGAAGAGGGAGACGGAGAAGUAA